AUGUCGACAUCCUCCCGCAUCUUUCAAGCCCUCCCCACAAACUUCACAACCGCUCCGAAGACCACAACCUGUCUGGCCUCCCCUCCUUCGACACCACCCUUAGAAACAGGUCCUUCAAAUAGCGAAUCAAUCCUAGACCUAGCAGUCCACGUCCUAGCAACCGAAGCAGCUUCAUUAUCCCACCUAACCAGAAUCUACACCACAAACCCCACCGCCCGAACCGCCUUCGUCCACGCAGUCCAAUGCAUAACCCACUCCCUCUCCGUCAACCAUGGCAAAGUAAUCUUCAGCGGUAUGGGGAAAUCCGGUAAAAUCGCCCAAAAGAUGGUAGCAACCAUGAACUCCCUAGGACUCAUGUCCUUCUUCCUCCACCCGACUGAAGCGCUCCACGGCGAUAUGGGAAUAAUCCGAGCUCAAGAUAUCUUAGUGUUGGUUACAUACUCCGGUACCACCACCGAGCUAGUCAAGAUUCUGAGUCAUAUACCAUCGCAGACGGUGGUUAUCGCCAUGACGGCUCAUAAUUGUAGGAAUAGUUGUCCGUUGACGAUGGGGAGGGAGAAUGCGAUAAUAUUACCGACACCGGUUCAUGAGAAGGAGGAAGUGACGUUUGGAGUACCCGCUCCGACGACUUCUACGACUGUUACUGUUGCCCUAGGGGAUGCAUUGGCUUUGGCGGUGGCGGAUACGAUGCAUACUAUUGAAGGGAGGAAGACGCAGGAUGUUUUUCAUGGGUUUCAUCCCGGUGGGGCUAUUGGGGAUAGGAAGAGAACUUUGGAGGAUUGUACUGCGGUUAGGGUUGGGGAUAUUGCCAUGCUGAAAGGGAAGGAAGGGUGGAAAGUGGCGGAUUGUUUGGUUUUGGCGUUUAGGGCGAAAGGUGGGUGGGUUGGGAUUGCGGAUGAUGGGUCUGUGGUUCCGCCGAGGAGGUUGAGGGCGGUGGAUAAUCCGGAUAUGGCGUUGGAAAAGGCGGGGAUUCUGGUGAAGAAGAGUGAGAUGGUGGUGCUCGAUGGGGGGGUUAAGAUUGCUGAUGCCAGGGGUCUGGUGAGGCCUGGACAGGUAUUGGAGAUACAUCUGUCUAAUGGAGAAGUUGGAUUCGCGGAGAGUGAGGAUAUUUUAUAA
This is a messenger RNA of Orbilia oligospora ATCC 24927, 1116 nucleotides long. RefSeq lists its product as uncharacterized. The transcript has a single exon. The record is from RefSeq and is a predicted model, not a curated record. Gene Ontology annotation, biological process: carbohydrate derivative metabolic process. Gene Ontology annotation, molecular function: carbohydrate derivative binding. Lineage: Eukaryota; Fungi; Ascomycota; Orbiliomycetes; Orbiliales; Orbiliaceae. Bases 1 to 1116 code for a protein of 371 amino acids.